CAAAUACAGCUAUAGGUUGUAUUUCAUUUUUUUCACUUUUCCAAAUUAAUAAUGUUAGCCACCAGUCUGACGCGCCAAGUUUUUGCCCAUAGCAGGCAAUUCGUACGAGGUCUUGGCUAUGAAGCAACGCGAAAAAAUAUGAAAAUAAACUCCCAGACAAAAGUUAUUUGUCAAGGCUUCACUGGUAAGCAAGGUACCUUCCACAGCAAGCAAGCAAUCGCGUAUGGGACCAACAUGGUUGGCGGUGUCUCUCCUAAGAAAGCCGGAACCAACCAUCUGGGGUUGCCUGUGUUUAAAGAUGUAGCUGAAGCUCGUGAGGCUACAGGUGCUGAAGCUUCGGUUAUCUAUGUGCCGCCUCCAUUUGCUGCAGCUGCUAUCAUGGAAGCAAUUGAUGCUGAAAUACCGUUGGUCGUGUGCAUAACUGAGGGAAUUCCUCAACAAGAUAUGGUGAAAGUGAAGCGCAGAUUGCAACAGCAAGAUAAAACGAGAUUGAUCGGGCCCAAUUGUCCUGGUAUUAUUCUUCCUGGCGAAUGCAAAAUCGGAAUCAUGCCAGGACACAUUCACAUGCCAGGCAAUAUUGGCAUUGUCUCCAGAUCUGGCACGCUUACAUAUGAAGCAGUUCACCAAACCACCAAUGUUGGACUUGGCCAAACUCUCUGUGUUGGAAUUGGAGGCGAUCCAUUCAACGGGACUAACUUUGUUGAUUGUUUGGAAGUCUUUCUUAAUGAUCCUCAGACCGAAGGAAUCCUCCUCAUCGGAGAAAUUGGAGGAGGAGCCGAAGAAAAAGCAGCUGCGUAUCUUGCCGAGCACAACACUGGAGCAAAUGCGAAGCCGGUGGUUUCCUUCAUUGCUGGUCUUACUGCACCACCUGGCAGGCGCAUGGGGCAUGCUGGAGCCAUCAUUGCUGGAGGCAAGGGAGGAGCAGAGGGGAAGAUUGAAUCUCUUCGGGAUGCGGGAGUGAACGUCACCCUUUCUCCUGCUGAGAUGGGAAUCACGAUGAUCAAAGAAUACACCAAGUUUUAUGGUGGUAGAAAGACCAGUGCAUAGAUUUGUUUAUUUAUUUAUUUCCGUCAGAGAAUUUCUUAUUGACAAACCUGUGUUUAAAUAAACCGUUUCAAUGCGAAAGCUACUUAAAACUUCUUGCAUUUUGUCACAAAUAUAAACUGUAUCAACAACAUUUAUGUUCAUUUAUUUGUCAGUCCUUAAGUUUAUGCACUGUUUAAAAUGAACUGAAAAGAUUGCGUAUUGCACUUUAAAGUUUGCUGUUUGGUAAAUGUAAUAAUUCCGUAGCAAAUUCAAUUGAAACAUAAAAUUCAUUCUCGUGUACCAAAUAUUUAAUCAGUUUUAAAUAAUUUGAAAAAGUAAUUGAAAUAAACUACAACUUGUGACAUUUGCAG
Ciona intestinalis (vase tunicate) is the source of this 1397-nucleotide messenger RNA. RefSeq names its product succinate--CoA ligase [ADP/GDP-forming] subunit alpha, mitochondrial. Gene Ontology annotation, biological process: tricarboxylic acid cycle. Gene Ontology annotation, cellular component: succinate-CoA ligase complex (ADP-forming); mitochondrion. The record is from RefSeq and is a predicted model, not a curated record. Gene Ontology annotation, molecular function: succinate-CoA ligase (GDP-forming) activity; succinate-CoA ligase (ADP-forming) activity. Lineage: Eukaryota; Metazoa; Chordata; Ascidiacea; Phlebobranchia; Cionidae.